Molecule: messenger RNA, 1660 nt
Organism: Prinia subflava (tawny-flanked prinia)
Lineage: Eukaryota; Metazoa; Chordata; Aves; Passeriformes; Cisticolidae
Product: VIP peptides-like
Exons: 7
Coding region: 733-1353 (206 amino acids)
Biological process (GO): negative regulation of gastrin-induced gastric acid secretion; positive regulation of pancreatic juice secretion; brain development
Cellular component (GO): extracellular region
Molecular function (GO): hormone activity
Source: RefSeq, a predicted model, not a curated record
UCCUCUUGAGCAGGGAAGAGUCACCAGCUGGUACUAACAGGUUCUAAACCAUCCCCCCGCAAGCACAAGGGUUUAUUCAUCCCUGGUAGUAAAUGUUACAGAGGGAACCACCCAACCUCGGGAGUGCCUGUUGUUCUUUCCCUCAGCUGCCAAAUCUUGGAGGUGAACAGGUUUUGGGAGUGAACAGCAACUCUGCCCCAUGUCCCUGAGCUGGCUCUCCAUGGCCACCAUCGCAUGCUGGGUAGGCCUGUGCCAAUCAACAACCUGCCAGCCAAAGCCACCUCAGGGCAGGGUGACCAAAUUCCGUCCAACUCCCGGAAAAGAGAGCUUCUCCUUCUCAGCCAACAUGGAAAGUUGUUUCCUGGCUGAAGAUGCUAAAGAUCUCCCUUUAUAACCAAGAUGUGCUCGCUUUGCCAAACAGAGCACAGCACCUGUCCCUUCCUAUCCCAUUUGCUGACGGCAACCCGGACAGCGUGCAAGCCAAGGCACUGCCACCCCGCUUCGCCUCCUCUCGAGGCAUCUGCACCCGGCGCGGUCCGGACGGGAUCGCAGAACUCGCACGGAGCCGGCUCCGCUCCCCGCCGCCCGCGGUGCCGCAGCGCUAUGCCAUGCCGUGCCGCUCGCAGAGCUGGAGUUUACUGAAGAUGUCACCCAAGGGUUUGGCAGGAAGCAGAUACAACUUUGACCAAAAUAACUGAGGUCUGCUCCAUCACAAGCCAGAGCUCCUGAUAAAUGUUUUGCUGUCCUUGCCCCUGGAUAAUGCUGCUAGCCAUGUCACCAGUGUGUCCAGCACCUUCCCUCCUGACUUCAGACCAAGCAGGCACAACUCCAGGAGAGAACAUGGUUUCCAUGAUAACAACUCUGUGGCAAGUAAUUAUUCCCAUGAUUGUCCUGUCCCACUUCUCAGCUUCUCUGCCACCCUGGGACAGGACGGAGCGCCACGCGGACGGACUCUUCCACAGUGAACUCAGCAAGAUGAACGGCAACGCCUACGUGCAGCAGCUGGUCAAGAACCUGGUGGGCCUCAAGGACAGGUCCCAGAGGCACUCGGAUGGGCUGUUCACCAGCGAGUACAGCAAGAUGAGAGGCAACGCCCAGGUGCAGAAAUUCAUCCAGAACCUCAUGGGCCGUAAGCGCAGCUCUCCUGGCCCGGUAAACACAGACAUGCUGGGGAGAGAGGGAGUAAACAACACUGAGGAACUUUGCUUUCUCUGGUUGUACCAGAGCUUUCUAAAUACCAGCCGCUCGGACAGAGAUGCCAGGGAGGCUGCUGCCAUUACCAGCCAGUACGUUUGUCCCUUCUCUAAGCAGCUGGUUGCAGACGUGAAGGAAGAUACAGAUGGUUCUGAAUGAAGAUACAGAUUGUUCUGAAUGAAGGUGAAGGGAAAGAAACAGCCAAGGAGACAGCUUUGCACGUGUAUAGCCUUGAAAAUAAACAGGGAAGCUCUUGCUUAGGAAAAACUCUUGAGAUAGACAAAUAAAUAAAAAUAAUCCUGGAAAGCCGUCAAAAGCCUAUGAAACCUCUGAGAUUAUCCGAAGUGAAAUGUACGUGGGUGUCUACUGCUGUCAGUAGAGGGAGCCGGGGUGAAACACAUCCCUUCCACUCUGUGUUGGCAUCUGGCUGCCUGCUGCUGAUCCCAAAUAAAAAUGGUUAGCUGUG